This is a messenger RNA of Solea solea (common sole), 8355 nucleotides long. It is a transcript of the gene enah, whose product is annotated as ENAH actin regulator. NCBI's taxonomy places the organism in Eukaryota, Metazoa, Chordata, Actinopteri, Pleuronectiformes, Soleidae. Gene Ontology annotation, molecular function: profilin binding; SH3 domain binding. The record is from RefSeq and is a predicted model, not a curated record. The transcript has 15 exons. Bases 664 to 3192 code for a protein of 842 amino acids. Gene Ontology annotation, biological process: axon guidance; actin polymerization or depolymerization; actin polymerization-dependent cell motility.
GAUGAAAGGGAGGGAGAUGAGACAGGUGUAGCAGCAGGAGCCACAGAGGAGGACACCCCUGCUUUAUCCCCUCCACCGGCAGAGCCGCGCCAGGUUGCGCGGUACCACCGUGGCAUUUUGCCCCCGGGCGGCAACCCCAACACCCUUCUCCGCGGAGAAGACAAGAGCCAGUUGUGCAGAAGGAUCCUGUUGCCUGGAUACCCCUCGCUGUCGCCGCGGCGGCAAGACGCCAGGACUGAAGCGUGUGUGAGUGAAUGUGCGUUUGCAGCCGCUGCCAUGGGAAAAACACAGCUGGCUGAGUGUGUGAAUGGCUCCCUCACGCGCGCACUCGCCACCUCCUUCACUGACAUGCACGUAUGAAUAAGGGAGGAAUCACCCUCACACGGGGGCUCUGAGGAAAGGAGGUGGAGUGGGGGUGGGGGGGGUAGCUGUCCCCCCUGCUUUGGAUGAUGAAGAAAUCUGUUUGGUAAGAAGGGAAGAGCGAAGCCAGAGAGAUUACCUCACCAAGUGGAAGAGAGGAAGCGAGGGGAGGCGAGACCCUGAAAGAGAGGAGAGCCAAGGAAGGGAAAGGCUUUUGGUGGUAGGGGAGAAGCAACGAGUGGAGCUGGCUGGGUUUGCUCAGCGGGAAGGGGGGAGGUAGCAGCUAGCAGGCUGUGUGGAGCCAUGCAGAUCCAGUCUUCUGGUCCACAGUCCAAAGCCUCCAGCUUCCUCCUCAGUCAGAGAUGUGUGCUGUCCCCCAAAAUGGAAAUCCAUCGUGAACAGAGUAUCUGCCAGGCGCGAGCCGCCGUCAUGGUGUACGACGACGCCAAUAAGAAGUGGGUUCCUGCCGGUGGAUCCACCGGCUUCAGCAGAGUCCACAUCUACCACCACACAGGCAACAAUGCUUUCCGCGUGGUGGGACGCAAGAUCCAAGACCAUCAGGUGGUAAUAAACUGUGCAAUCCCCAAGGGUCUGAAGUACAACCAGGCUACGCAGACCUUCCACCAGUGGCGCGACUCGAGACAAGUCUAUGGCCUGAAUUUUGGCAGCAAGGAGGACGCCAAUGUAUUUGCCAGUGCCAUGAUGCACGCUCUGGAGGUGCUCAACUCCCAGGACUCUGGCCCCACAUUGCCGAGACAAAGCCCACAAGUUCAGAAUGGCCCCACACCAGAGGAGCUGGAGCUGCAGAGAAGGCAGCUUCAGGAGCUGCAGCGGCAGAAGGAGCUGGAGCGAGAGCGUCAAGAGAGGGAUCGACUGGAGCAGGAGCGCCAGGAGCAGGAGCGCCUGGAGCAAGAGAUGCUGGAGCGCGAGCAGGAGCGCGAGCGUCAGGAACACGAGCGACAGGAACGCGAGCGUCAGGAGAGGGAGGCGCAGGCGGAGAGGGAGCGGCUGGAGCGGGAGCGCCAGGAGCAGCAGGAGCGCAGCGAGCGUGAGCUGAUGGAGAGGGAGAAGGCGGAGAGAGAGCGGCUGGAGAAGGAGCAGCAGGAGCAGUUGGACAGAGAGCAGCAGGACUGGGAGAGAGGGAGACGCAUCUCGAAUGCUGCUUUCGAAAGCACCCUGUAUAGUCCCACGCCGCAGGAGUACAAUAGAACCCCCUCCGCACCCGUCUCUCCAUCCAUGCCCUCAUACCCAACUCCUGGGACUCCAUUGUCACCAUCCUCCUCUAACGCCACGCCCCCAACCCCGCCACUCAGGCACUCAGCCUCCAAAUUUGCCACUUCGCUCGGCUCGGCAUUCCACCCCGUCCUGCCUCACUACGCCACGGUCCCGAGGCGACAGCAGGCCGUACCGCAGGCUCCGCCCCCUGCUCCUGCACCUCCUGCUCCACCCAAGUCUGUGGUGUGGUCAGCGUGCAAUUUCACCCCACUUCCUCCGUCGCCCCCUGUCAUGAUAAGCAGUCCCCCAGGGAAGGCAGCCGGCCCGCGGCCACUCAUCCCAAUUGCAGCCCCUUCCCCUCUCACCCAGAAGCCUCCUUCGCCGUCCCCCAACGGCCCGCCCAUGUACCCCGCGCCUUCUCCCUUGACCAUCUCACACAGCCACGCCCCCCUCGGCAUCGCCUGUCCCACCCCGCCUCCGCCACCUACCCCGCCCCCUCUCCCUUCCCCUGUAGCUCCCUAUGCGUCCUCCACCUCGUCUCCCCCCUCCUCAUCCCAGGCUCCUGGUGUGCCCUCUCCCUCCACAGCGCCCCCUGCUGCUGCAGCCACUGCCGCCACCUCUGCCUCUGUUGAGCACCUCUCCCUCCCUGUGGGCCUGGGCCUGUCGGGGCCGGGGGAGCUGGACACAGCUGUGGGCUCAGAGCCCUACCCGCCUCAGGGGGGCUUCUCCUGUCAGCCCCAGGACGUGGUGCAGGCCCCGGGCUUGACCACCCCUACCCCUCCCCCACCCCCUCCACUGCCACCCAGCUCCACUGUGACCUCCGCCGUCCCCGCCGCCACCGCCCCCGCCCCCUCUCACCCACCACCACCCCCUCCUCCUCCUCUCCCCCCCACACUGACCCCUUGUGGGACGCCGCCCCCACCACCAGGUCCACCUCCUCCUCCCGGGAACCCGCCACCUCCCCCAGCACCUCCCCUUCCCGCCGGACUGUUCUCCCCUGCCGAGGACCGCCCCAUCUCGGGCCUGGCCGCCGCCCUCGCUGGAGCCAAGCUGCGCAAAGUGCCAAGGAGUGAUGAUGCUGGGGCAGCUCUGGCAGCAGCCUUGUCAGGAGCUAUAGGAGCUGCAGGAGCUGCAGGGGCCAAGACUGAAGCCAGAGGCAAUGGCCCUCUGCCCGGAGGAGGAGGCCUUAUGGAGGAGAUGAGCGCCCUGUUGGCCAGGAGGAGAAGAAUUGCAGAGAAGGGCUCAUCACCUGAACCUGACCAGAGAUCAGAGGACGGCGAUUCAAACACAACCCCUAAAAUGUCAGCCUGUAGCACACCAGAUAUGCCCAGGAAGCCAUGGGAACGAACAAACACCAUGAAUGGUAGCAAAUCUCCCGUCAUUGGAAGACGAGAGUCUCCGUGGAGAUUUCCCAUGGGAGCAGAAUCCUCCAACAGACCUAAAUCCACUCCGACACCUACUGCAUCCUUAACUGCCAACGGUGUGCCAACAGAAACUGUGGACUAUGACAGAUUGAAACAGGACAUUCUGGAUGAGAUGAGGAAGGAGUUGUCGAAGCUAAAAGAAGAGCUCAUUGAUGCAAUCAGGGAGGAGCUGGGUAAGUCCAGCACGGCAUAGAGGAUCCAAACAUGCUGUUCAGAACAUCUCCACCAACGUGACAACGGCAGAAUACAGCGAUAAGCAACAAGUGGUGGAGACGGGCCAUGAUGAUGAUGAUGAUGAUGAUGAUGAUGAUAAUCACGCGACAGAGGACUUUAUUUGGGGGUUGGAGCAGCGCUGGACAGAACAACAGUGGACAGGGUAGUGGUGGAAAGCAAAAAGCUCAUAACUCUGAUAGAUUCCACACCCCACACCCCCGUCUCACCCUGGGGGGGGGGGGGACAGUGCACGAGAGAAGCGAAAAAAAGUCUUUAUGCAAAAGAUGAUUUCUCUGUCUCUCUUUGGCCUAUAAUAACAAGAACAAACCGACACACAGGCAGAAACAAACUCUUGGAUGAUACUGUAUUAACCAUUGACGCAGAAGUGAGCGGCUGACAAUACGAACUCUUCAACGGGCGCAGUUUUAUUUAGAGAGCGUGGUGAUGUGAGGAAGAUGGAAAAAUAAAAACUCCCAUAAUGCCAUAGGGGUAGCGCGUGUGUGCGUACAUGUGAGUGUGAGUGCGGGUGUGUGUGUGUGUGUGAGUGUGUGAGUGUGUAUGGGGGACCGGCAGGUCUCCGGUGAAGUCCACCACUGCAGGACACUGUAAAGCUCGUCUUCCUAAAAUACUAUUUUAACCUGAACGUGUACAAAAGAGAGGGAAAGUUAUUUAGAGGAACCACGUGUCUGUCUCAGCGUAGAUAUAAACGGCCAUAUCAAGUAGCUCAAUAAUCCAGUCUCUCUCUCGUCUGUCUCUUCAUCUGUGGAGUCCUCGUUUGCCGCCAUGCUCGUCGUCCACGGCCACACGCGUAGAUAGAAAUGACUCCCUUCCUUGUCCGGUUCUUGAUUUCUCUCUCUCUCUGUCCGUCCGUCUGUCUGUCACACUUUUAGGUGCACGCACGGUCGUUUUCUUUCACGAGGUGGGGGUCACAAGUCUGCCACGAAAUCAUAUUUACUGUCACACCUUUUAUUACAAGCAAUAAGUGUAGCAUCUCUUUUAAGGCCCGGUUGCUCGAAUCCCACCACGCGCGUUUCACUGUUCGUCCUCUCUGGCCACAUGUGACCCGUGUGACACUGAAGGCUGACUCAUCACAACAACGACACGGAAGUCAGAAAUGAUUCUUUCUUGUUAUUUCCCCAAAAACACAAUCCAAGGAUACUGUAUCUUUAGCCACAUUUGAGCUGAAGUGAAUUUGUUUUAUUUAUGUUUCAUUUCACAGCAUUUUUUUUUUUUUAAAAAGGUGCACAGAUCAAUCCAAAUGUGUAAGAGUUGGUGUCCAUACGAGGACGUGUUUGUGCCAUUUACUGUCUUUGCCUUUCAUUUCUGCCAUUUUCUCUCAACAUGUACAUGUAGAAGUGACACUUUACUCUGAAAACACUCCUCUUUCACUGUCCAGUGCUGACUUUGUUGAGUACAAUCAACCAGAGAGGGACGCGAUGGCGACCUGUAGCUGUGUGUCAAGGUAGCAGAUAGAAGUCCAUGUCAGUUCUGUAUCCAGAUGAGAUCCAGAGCAGGGACGGCCGCACUGAUACAAUCAAACGUUGCCACUUUUUCGGCCACUUCAGUCACACGGAGCCUGCUGGACAAACUAAGUGGUUUAGUACUGAGCUUACAAGGCUACAUCACACUUUUCUAACAGUCUCUUAAAGCGAUUCUGCUGUGAUUGAAGGAUUUUUCUGCCCUCCUUCACUUCCUCACCGCUCACUGAUCAUUCUGUGGAGACUUGGUAUCUUCAUUCUCUGAUACAGUAGAGUGGGUUACGUGGAUUCAGUUGUAAAGCCCAUUUUAUACAACCGUAUACACUAUUACAAGUGCAACACUGAUCUAAUGUAGAGGUCGACCGAUGUGGGUUUUUUCCUCCAUUUCUUCAAAUAUAACAGUUUAAUGGCAGCAAAUAAUAACUUCAGUCGCAGCCAUUGAUCAGCAACAAAUGGUCUGUGUCUCCAAUCCACAUUUUAUGUCUGCAGUGCAUUUUCAAUAAAAAUUAACCUGUAAACUAUAUAUUAAAUACAUGAAAAGCCUAACAAAUAUAUUUUGUGGAUGGAAAAACUAAAUUUUAGUGACUGAGCAACAUUUCUACAAACAAAAAUGCAUACUUUAUAAUAAUUGAUUAAUAAAUAAAUAUGACUCGACCAUGCCAAUUAUUAAAAAAUAACAAAUAUUGGCCCAAGUAAUUGGUCUAGCUUUAACCUAAUGAUGGAAAUCAACUAGAAAAUGUGUUCUCCCUUUGCACUGACCUCUGUUUUUUUUUACUCUCCCAUUUUCCUCGAAGUAAAAAAAAAGUUACAGUACAUCAUCAACUUCACUAUUAACAACUUUAUCAAAUCCACUCAUUUUCAAAAUGAAGAAAAGGCACAAAUAUGGAUAUAAACUCAUAGAAAGAUAUACUGAUUGAUCAGGACAACACAAUGUAAGGUAACUAGAAGAGCCGGCUGGAGGAUAGUGUGUGGUUACUAUGGAGAUGACUGACACUAUUCAGGGAAGCAUGAUUUGAAAACGCGGGUAAACUGGGCUUAACUCGUCUUUGAAUGGAAAAGCAAGUGUAUUUUUUGGGGGGCAAAUGGCAUUAAAUGACCUACUGUGUCAGAGAGUGUAGAUGCACACGUGUACUUAUUAGGGCUGCAACUCAUGAUCAUUUUCAUCAUCUGUUCAUCUUUCCCAUUAUCUUCUCGAUUCAUUGUUUCAUUCAUAAAAUGCAGGAAAAGGCGUAAAAUAUCAAUCAUUGUUUCCCCAAACCUCAAAAAAGACAACAUCCUUUAAAGCAGUAGGGACCCACGUUUUAAAGAUGGCAAACUGUUGUGAAAAUAUCAGUCAUAACAAGAGCAAAUUAGUGCAUAAUUCUUAUAAAUUAUCAUAAAUCUGUAACACCUAAUAUAACAUUUUAAUUGGUAAACAAAUGUUUGGUAAGUUAAUUAAAACUUGAGUUUAUGCAUGUUAUUUGAAGCGCAUACAUUUUAACUCAAAGGUUUUAUCAAAAGUUUGUUUUUGGGACCCAAAAAGAAAUCUUUGUGAUCCAUCUCAGGGUCCCAACCCAUAGUUUGGAAACCGCUGCAUGAAAGAUGUUUUGUCCACAAACCAAAGAUAUUAAAUUUACUGUCGUAGAGGAGAAAAGAACAGUCAAGUAUUCACAUUUGUGAAGCUGAAAUCCGACAAAAAAAGCCGCUCAAACCGAUGAAUUGAUCACCAGAAUAUUUGUCGUUUCAGUCAGUAAUUGAUUAAUAAUCGAUUAAUUGUUCAGCCCUGCCAUGAAUGUGAAACCUGGGUUGGGUUAGCAUGGGAGGAGCUUGUACUAUGAUGUAGUCACACACCCUUAGACCCCAGAGUUGAGCUUUAAAUACACUCUGGCCUACACUUCCCAUAAUGCAUCGUGGCUCUGUCCUUUUUCACGAGACCUUCCUUGCCUCAUUCUGCAUUCCAUUUACAUCGGAACUCGGAGGUUGUUAGCUACGUGGUAUUUUGCGCACACGGACAGUGUAGCAGCAUGUCUACUGUUAAAAAUGAAACAGUACUAUGUGUACAACGGACUUACUGUGAGACAAAUACGGCAGAAGUGAUAUUAACGGUAAAAGAAGCAGUGUUUUUAUGUCGGGGGUUGGCUAGGUUGCUCCGAGUUUCCGAGCUGGAAAUUCGAGUCCAUGACAUCGUAAAAAUUCCGAGUUCCGUCUCCAAAAACAACGCAGCAUCAAUAACAGCCAUGUUUUUCAACCUCUAUACUUUUCUAAUAAAUCUGUGGACUCGCCAAUCUUAAGAUUAGCUUCAACUGUGUAAAUGACCAUCAGAGGAAUUGGCUCAUCAUUUAUCACACUGCAUAUGUUUCUAAUCUGAUAUCCUACCAUAAGGUUUGUUAAUCAGAGGCUGUCUGCUGAACAGCUGUUCAAGGGCUUGGAUGUUAUAGCUUUGUUAUUUCAGUCUUUUUUCUUUUUUUUUAAAUCCCACUCUAAGGAGAUCAGUUUUCCCCUUGGUUUCUGUCAUUUGCUCAAGGUCAUUUUAAAAGAAGUAGAAUUCACAUUCAAACCCAGUUUAUAUGUGCAGAACCUGAGUUUUUUUUUUGCAUCUGUUCCAACCGUUUUCACUCCCCGUCGAUGAAGCCGCGUCAUCUUUUCGUCCACUCCCUGUCCUCAGUGUUUACACAGCAUCGAUUGCACUUUACCAAUAAAAAAAGAACCCGCAGAGCAAACUGACGUAACUCGCAACACAGGUACUUGUAGAGCCUCUGUGGCUAAACAGUGUGGCUAUCUCACCAAAGGAUUGAAAGCGGCAGCCUCCUGCUAAACACGAUCACUCGCAACAGAGUCGCCUUCUCUUAUUUUUGUAUCAUUUUGUCCAGAAAGAUGUCCAUGUCCUCUCCCUCUAUAUUCAGUCUUUUGGACGUGAUGGCAGGUGAAAUGUUUCCGAGCUAUGUGGUCUGUGCCUUGUUCUAAAGUUGCAUUUAUAUGUUAUGGAUAUAAAGAUGACUAGUAAUAAUAUCUAGAGACUGUAAUUAUGAUCACGUACAGUUAUUGUUAUUUUGUUGUUUUUCUUUCUUUUUGUUGUUUUUCAUCGUAGUCAUUUGAUUUGAAGGGAGAAUUCGGUGACGUCGCGACUGUUCCUCACCAAGAAAACAUCUUUGCACCAAGAUCUUCUUUUUUUAACAUUUAAUGUGAUUCUGUACGGUUGUGAGGUUGCUUUUCUUACAGCUCAGAAGUACAAUCAGACCUUCGUGUCCUGAGACUUUAAUAGGGAGUAAAGAUGAUCUUUGCUGAUGAUUUUUCUAGACCAAGUCCCGAUGAGUCUGGCUGCAGUGUCCUGUGUUCCCUCAUUGCCAUGUAAAUGUCACAGAGACUGUUUUUCUGUUCAGCAGCUUAUGUUAUUUUUUUUGUCACUCUUGGAAUUCUGUGAGGAAAUCUUAUUUGGUCCUCUGCAGCGAGGUUUGCUUCAUGGAAACUUGUAUCUUUGUCCGUAAACCCAUUUUUUUCUGCUCGUGAACGUGUGAGGAGAAGAUGCAGAGAUGAAUUUGGCUGAAGCAGCUUUUCAUGAAUGGGUUUCCAGACUUUCUUUCUUUUAUCAUCCACAUUGUACCAUACUGUUCUCACGUUAAUUAGUCUUUCUUACAUGCUAACAUAUUGUUUUGUUUGAGCAAAUAAAAUAAAAAAUCGCAAUAUAA